AUGUCUGAACAAGACGUUAAUCCAAAUAGAUACAAUGAGCUACGAAGCAUCUGUCAAUACCACAUAGAUAUAUAUAAUGCGUUAUACCAGCUGAAAACUGAAAAUAAUGAAGAUUUAAAGUCAAUUUACAAACAAAUCAAAACAGAAUUGAUUGACUCAAAGAACCGUCAUCCUAAAAGCAUUAUAAAAGAUAUUUUAAUGAUCAUUCAGUUUAACAAUCGCUAUACAAAGUCAUAUUUGACACUUGCCAAAUUCGUUUGUGAUGAUUAUCAUAUAACAGAAGUCAGCGAUAUCCCAAUAGUAUCAAGUUUCCUGUUUUAUAAAGAAUAUGGAAUUAAAUUAGACAAAUCUGGUCAUUUUGGAAACAUUGAAUCAGAAAAUCUCGAUAUUCAUACAGAAGACACAAUUUACAGCGCAAUUAUGUAUAAUGACCUAGAAAGAUUCAUCUGCUUCACAGAAAGAGAAGGAUUUGAUAAAAAUCAAAGACUUCAAAGCAGUUUAUAUCCAUAUUGUUGUUAUGGAUAUUCAUUACUUGAAUUAUGUUGUUAUCAUGGAGCUGUUGAUUGUUUCAAGUUCUUAAGAACGAAUUUUAACUCCGAAAUAACAGGAGUAUGUCUUCAAUUUUCAUUUUUAGGCGGAAACAAAGAUAUCAUGAGUGAAUGUUUGAAAUAUCAAAAACCAAAUCAUGUAUGCAUGAGAAAUGUAAUUAUUUCACACAACAUUGAUUUUGUUACAUUUUUAAUGAAUGAAUACAAUUUAAUAAUUGAAUUAGAUUAUUGUAAAGCAUUUAACAAUGUUGAAUCAUUUUUAGUUUAUUUUGAUCAAACUAAUGAUAUUAACAAAUGCUUUGUAUAUUCAGCAAAGUUUGACAUCCCAUCUCUUUGCGAAUAUUUUCUCUCUCAUGGUGCAAAUAUUAAUGAAAAAUAUGAUGGAUCAACCGCUCUUCAUUAUGCAGCAUUGAACAGCAGUAAAGAUACUGGUGAAGUUCUUAUUUCACAUGGUGCAGAUAUCAAUGAAAAAGAUAAACACGGACAAACAGCUCUACAUAUUGCGUUACAUAAUAAUAAUAAAGAAAUAGCAGAACUUCUUAUUUCACACGGUGCAAAUAUCAAUGAAAAAGAUUACCAAGAGAGAAUCUCUCUUCAUUAUGCAGCAGAGAAUAAUAAUAAAGAAACUGCUGAACUUCUUAUUUCACUUGGUGCAAAUAUCAAUGAAAAAGAUGAAUAUGGAAAAACCGCUCUUCAUUGUGCAGCAGAAAAGAAUAAUAAAGAAACAGCUGAACUUCUUAUUUCACAUGGUGCAAAUAUCAAUGAAAAAGAUAAAAAUGGAAAAACCGUUCUUCACCUUGCACCACAUUUUGGUGGUAAAGAAAUAGCUGAACUUCUUAUUUCACAUGGUGCAAAUAUCAAUGAAAAAGAUAAUGAUGGGCAAACCGCUCUUCAUUAUGCAGCAGAGAAUAAUAGUAAAGAAACUGCUGAAGUUCUUCUUUCAUAUGGUGCAAACGUCAAUGAAAAAGAUAAUGAUGGACAAACCGCUCUUCAUUAUACACCCCAUUUUGAUGGUAAAGAAAUAGCUGAACUUCUUCUUUCAUAUGGUGCAAACGUCAAUGAAAAAGAUAAUGAUGAAAAACCGCUCUUCAUUAUGCAUCACAUUUUGAUGGUAAAGAAAUAG
Trichomonas vaginalis G3 is the source of this 1671-nucleotide messenger RNA. RefSeq names its product ankyrin repeat and SOCS box-containing protein 4 family. The transcript has a single exon. Lineage: Eukaryota; Parabasalia; Trichomonadida; Trichomonadidae. The record is from RefSeq and is a predicted model, not a curated record. The coding region runs from base 1 to 1671 and encodes 556 amino acids. Gene Ontology annotation, molecular function: protein binding.